Messenger RNA from Rangifer tarandus platyrhynchus (Svalbard reindeer), 426 nucleotides. The record is from the annotation of a GenBank genome assembly. Lineage: Eukaryota; Metazoa; Chordata; Mammalia; Artiodactyla; Cervidae.
AUGACCAUUUGGCCCUUCCGGAAUGAUGAUGUAGAUACCAAGUAUGAAAGUAUAGCAGAACAUCCAGAAUUAGAGUUUCCUGAUCUGGUGACACCCUACUCUGCAGAUGGCAGAUGGUGUCAAGGGCAGCUGUGUGCCUUGCACCGAGGAGGCGGAGACUCGGCAGAGCCAGCAGAGAGGGAGGCUCCGAAAACCUACACGAACUGUGCGGGCGGGGUCGGCUCCGAGGAGCGCGGGGGAGCGCCGCGCCCCAGCGACCCUCUGCGCAUGACCGCCUCUGGUUGCCUAGGCAGCGGGACGGAGUCGCCCGGAAGAGCUUCCCUUAAGGAGCUGCCGGCUCCUAAAACUCAUCCCCGAGGGUCUCGGGACCGACCAGUUCCCGAGGCAGUCUUGACCACGGCAGAGCAGAUGAAGCGCAGAGCCUGA